This is a messenger RNA of Stegodyphus dumicola, 554 nucleotides long. RefSeq names its product NADH dehydrogenase (ubiquinone) 23 kDa subunit (gene ND-23). The record is from RefSeq and is a predicted model, not a curated record. Gene Ontology annotation, cellular component: respiratory chain complex I; membrane. Gene Ontology annotation, molecular function: 4 iron, 4 sulfur cluster binding; NADH dehydrogenase activity. Gene Ontology annotation, biological process: mitochondrial respiratory chain complex I assembly; mitochondrial electron transport, NADH to ubiquinone. NCBI's taxonomy places the organism in Eukaryota, Metazoa, Arthropoda, Arachnida, Araneae, Eresidae.
GUAUAGUUAGUUAUUUAUUGAUUUUCUAUAGAGCUUUGGUGAAAACGUAAACAAACAUGGCUGCGCUCACGGGAGUUUUUAAAAAUGCUAAGCUAUCGGUCAGCCUCAUUGGUCAGUUUUCUCGAUGCCUUUCAAGUUCUGCUCCGAGGUUUACCUAUAAAAUUGUGAGUGACCCAGAACCUGAAAUGGAUUUCAAGAGUUUAACAGACCGUACUAUUCAUCACUUAUUUCUGACUGAGAUUCUACGAGGUAUGGCUGUCACCUUAGCUCAUGUUUUCAAAGAACCUGCUACUAUUAAUUAUCCAUUUGAAAAAGGCCCUUUAAGCCCUCGUUUCCGUGGAGAGCAUGCACUUCGGAGAUAUCUGUCUGGAGAGGAAAGAUGUAUUGCCUGCAAAUUGUGUGAAGCUAUUUGCCCUGCUCAGGUAUGGAAUAUGUUAAUAUUCUUAUUUAGAAUGAUUGCUAUUAACCCUACAGCUAACUUUGGUUUUUCACAUCACAUAUGUUUUGCAUUAUGAUAAUGAUGUAAAUCAUGAAUGCUAUGAAAAAAAUGUUAG